AUGUCCAGUCAAAAGCUAGCCGAAAGCACGAAUUCAGGUUAUGUGAGCUCUGAAGAAACUGAUUCACUGCUUGUAUCCAAUACGCCAAAAUGUAAGUCCUCCGUAUUAAGGCACAUAAAAAUGAGCUCAGUAAAUGGACCAACUGCGACGAGCAUGAGUUCUUCCUCGACCGGAAAGCCAGCGUUAAUACGCCAGGAUCGUACUUCCACUUAUCUUACGAGUCCCCAGCUAUCCCAACAAACUCGUCUUGGAUCGGAGGAAAGCGUACGCGGUGUCGGGGGAGAUGAUGACAUCGAACAGGGACUACGGCCGGGAGUAGUACCCGAUAUUGAAGUAUAUGAAGAAAAUUCAAAUAAACAGCAAACAACCCAGAAAAAAUUAGAGUCGAACCAUUUAAAACAGCAACAUGCACAACAAUCGAAUUCGCGAUCGCAACUUCUGCAACAAAUUUCUCAACCAACCAUAUCAAUAACGAAUUUGAAUACGUAUCAGACAUUAGAAGAGUAUGGUAAUCCGCAUAGUAAUCCAAAUUUGGGAACAUCAUCAUAUCAGAAUCUUUCUUGUGGUAUUUCUACCAGUGUACAAAAUCGUUGUCGCGCUUGUCGUAACUGUAGUCGACGAGCAUCAACUACGCCUCUCUCCACUACAGCCAGUGUUGGUAUGGACCGCUCAACGUCGAAAGACAGUGUCAAAAGUGCCUUUCAACAGGGUAACCUGUCGAUUUCCAGCUCGGCGAUGCAACAAAACGCCCCACCGUCUGUUUUAGUUACUUCGUCACCUACGAAUGGAUCUCGCAUAAUCCGUCAAAGCUCUCAGCCAGAGUCCAGUACCACAGCCAUUUGUUGUGGAGCACAUAGCUCUUGCGGGCACUCGCACACCGUUCCGAACGUUUCUCUGAAGAUUUUGCGAGAUAGUGCGACCGAUGGAAUUGCAGGAAUAGCUGCCGAUUCGUUACGCAUAAACGGUGGUAUGCGACCUUUCAAACAGGGUGUUCUUCUAAUGCCCCGAACAUUGUCCGAAAGCCGAAAAUUACGCCUAAGAAGAGCUUUUACAGAAGCAACUAACGAAACACUCCAAUGCUCUAAAAUGUUAGGGGAGCCCAAUGUAUGCCUGCUUUUCCAAAAUGCACCGUUAAGCUAGAAUAAAUAGUUUUAAAACACAAUUAUUUAAAAAAGUUGAUAAAUAUGAGUAGAAAACACAUAUCAUACAUACGAGGAUGUAUGCACAUUAAAUUCUAGUCAAUAUAAACAUGUAUUAGUAUUAGAGAUUCCCAAAAAAUGUCUGUGAAAGCACCGUUAUGUGUAAUCAAUUUUAUACAGCUAUAUUCAAAUGCAUCUUUACUUAAAUAUAAUUAAAUGCACACGUUUUAUUUGUAUUUCCGCUGCAUUCACUGCCACACCGUUUCCUGCUU
Messenger RNA from Bactrocera oleae (olive fruit fly), 1411 nucleotides. The record is from RefSeq and is a predicted model, not a curated record. Lineage: Eukaryota; Metazoa; Arthropoda; Insecta; Diptera; Tephritidae.